Phycomyces blakesleeanus NRRL 1555(-) is the source of this 957-nucleotide messenger RNA. RefSeq lists its product as hypothetical. The transcript has a single exon. Lineage: Eukaryota; Fungi; Mucoromycota; Mucoromycetes; Mucorales; Phycomycetaceae. Bases 1 to 957 code for a protein of 318 amino acids. The record is from RefSeq and is a predicted model, not a curated record.
AUGCACCUGCAUCUGCACUUAUGCCAAACAAUGAUUGACUUUGGGCCCAUCUAUGGCUAUUGGCUUUUCAGCUUUGAAAGGUACAAUAGUGCUCUGAAAAAUAUCAAGACCAAUCAAAGAAACGGGUUCGAAUCAACAUUUAUGAGACAGUUUAUUGAAGAGUCGUGGAAGAGAGAUUUUGUUUGUCAACUUCUAAAACCUAUGGAUGCACUUGCAUGUUUUGAAAUUUUCGAUAAGUUCACCACCAACAACAACAACAACAACAACAACACCAACACCAACACCAACACCUACCUCUCUCACUCUUUCUCAAUUUCCGAAUAUCUUGAAGCUUCACAGAAUCUUUCAAUGACAAUUCGUGGAAACGAGCCCCUGCCACCAUCCGCCUUGCCAUUGAAAACAAGACCAUUAUCAUUUAUGCCAAAACAUGAAUAUGAUUGUCUUGUAGGAUAUUAUCAAGCUGCGUACAAGAAUCCACAGAUCUCAGAUUGCAAAGAUGUAAUUGAUGACUCACCUUUCGUCAAUGACUGGAUCGAAAUGGUGAAGUCUGUUGAUCUUCUUGGGCAAAGCUACAAAGGGUGCAUUGGCACGAAUGACCAUGGAUCAUAUAUACAAGCAUAUUUCACUGAACGAACUGGGUCGGAACAUGCGUAUAUUGGAGAGAUUCAGUAUCUUUUUGUUCACAAUUUUAGGCCAACUGUUUCUUCUCUAACAUACAGAAAUCCCCAUAGUAGUCAGCAUGUAUUUGCAUUUGUCAAAUGGUUCAAAUCCACUUCGGACAAAACAAGAGAAUUAGAAGGAGUUGAGUUGUUACAGGAUGAAUUCUACAAGCAAGAUUUUCAAAGCAUCCUGCCAGUACAUCGGAUUCUCCUAACAGUUGCAAUAGUAGAUUAUAAAACUACAAAAAACGUCAACAAAAAACUUGCAAUUCCUUUACCAAAAAAAAUUUACUAUUAA